Oncorhynchus tshawytscha (Chinook salmon) is the source of this 1769-nucleotide messenger RNA. RefSeq names its product N-myc proto-oncogene protein-like. NCBI's taxonomy places the organism in Eukaryota, Metazoa, Chordata, Actinopteri, Salmoniformes, Salmonidae. Gene Ontology annotation, biological process: regulation of transcription by RNA polymerase II. The coding region runs from base 176 to 1639 and encodes 487 amino acids. The record is from RefSeq and is a predicted model, not a curated record. Gene Ontology annotation, molecular function: RNA polymerase II cis-regulatory region sequence-specific DNA binding; protein dimerization activity; DNA-binding transcription factor activity, RNA polymerase II-specific. The transcript has 3 exons.
GAGUGUAGGCUAUAACACUCCGGAGCCCAUACAAUGUGUCAGAGAUCUGUCUGCGCGACACGAGAGUACAUGUGUGCUCCUAGAGUUUACAACUGAACUGCGAGAGAGUGACGAGACAACACACGACUCACACCACAACCUCAGUCAACGCGAGGCUUUCCAAGUGUGGGAUAGAAUGCCGGCGAUUAUAAGUAAAAAUUCCGACAUGGAUUUUGACUCACUACAACCCUGCUUCUAUCCAGACGAGGAUGACUUCUAUUUCUGCGGUCCCGACUCUGCGCCUCCUGGAGAGGACAUCUGGAAGAAAUUUGAGUUACUGCCUACGCCGCCCCUCUCCCCGAGCCGAGCGGCGCUACCCGGGGAGCUGGCCUCCGCGUCCGUGGGGGACUGGGGCGACUCGGCAGCAGGUCCCAUGAGUUUUGGAUUAGGCGACCCGCUGGGGUGCGAAUGGACCUCGGAGCUGCUGCUCCUGCCCGAGGAAGAUAUUUGGGGUGCGUCGGAUGGAGACCUGUUCGGCGGCUCCGCUUUGAAUAAUAACCCCAACUCAAUCAUCAUUCAGGACUGUAUGUGGAGCGGCUUCUCUGCCAGGGAAAAGCUAGAGAGGGUGGUCACAGAGAAGCUAAGCAAAGCCAUUUCCACAGCGGCUGCCUGUGGAGUUAGUAAAAAUGUCACUACUGCCGCUGUCAUCACUACCAAGGCGUCUGAGCUGAGCCGCUCCGUGUCGGAGUGUGUGGACCCCACGAUAGUCUUCCCCUUCCCUGUCAACAAAAGAAACGGUAGCAGCAGCAGAUGUCCACCUGGUACAGUCCCCGCCUCUACUGCCCAUUGUAGCGCCAAGGAAACUCAGAGCGACUCUGAAGAUGAAGACGAUGAUGAAGAAGAGGAGGACGAAGAUGAGGAGGAGGGCGAAGAUGACUCGGACGGCGAAGAGAUCGAUGUGGUCACCGUGGAGAAGCGGCGCGGCUUGUCGCCCUUGGCCACCGGCACGGUCACCAUCUCAGUACGUCCGAAGACGGGUACCGCUUCCGGGGGCGUGGCCUCAUCUGGUGUCAUGAGCCGAUUCGUUAGCAACCGGGGAUCAGCGGGGUCAAACGGUUACGGUCAGGAGCUGAUCCUGAAGCAGAGUUCGGUCCACCAGCAGCAGCACAACUACGCCGCUCCCUCGCCAUACGCCUCUGACGAUGAUCACGCACCCCCCUCCAAGAAACACAAGACCUCUGACGCUCCUCGCCAACCUUCCCGCACCCUCUCUUCAUCAUCAUCAUCGUCGACCUUAACGUCAUUUGGCUCCUUCACAAUGGCAAUGGCAGGAUCCAAACGCAACGCCAGCGGUGAUAGCAGCCCGCGCGGCGGUUCCUCUGGUAACUCCGACUCCGAAGACUCCGAACGGCGACGAAACCACAACAUCCUGGAACGCCAACGGCGCAACGAUCUCCGCUCCAGUUUCCUUACGCUCCGCGACCACGUACCCGAGCUGGCGAGGAACGAGAAGGCGGCUAAGGUGCUGAUCUUGAAGAAGGCGGCAGAGUAUGUGUCGUCACUGGAGGUGGACGAGCUGCGGCUGACGCAGGAGAAGGACAGGCUGCAGGCGCGGAGGCAACAGCUGAUCAGGAGGUUGGAGCAGGCCAGAACUCGCUAAGACUUGUCAGUGGCACAUAACGCAAACCUGUACACACAAACAUAGGCACACACACACACACAAACAUAGGCACACACACACACACACACACACACACACACACACACACACACACACACAAACAUAGGCA